Messenger RNA from Trichophyton benhamiae CBS 112371, 708 nucleotides. RefSeq lists its product as uncharacterized. The record is from RefSeq and is a predicted model, not a curated record. Gene Ontology annotation, cellular component: ribosome; cytosolic large ribosomal subunit. Gene Ontology annotation, biological process: translation. Gene Ontology annotation, molecular function: RNA binding; structural constituent of ribosome. The transcript is spliced from 3 exons. Bases 1 to 708 code for a protein of 235 amino acids. NCBI's taxonomy places the organism in Eukaryota, Fungi, Ascomycota, Eurotiomycetes, Onygenales, Arthrodermataceae.
AUGAAGAGAGAAGAGAGAAAACCAAAUGGAUGGGAAGCGCGUGACAAACAAAAGUGUUUUGAGGAAGAGGUGGAAUUAUUACUCGUAUCGGACAGACGACUGGGAAAGCAACUGGACAAUAUUGCAACACCAUUUCUAAUUCGUGUUGUUUUGAACAGACUUCCACAAGGACUGGGACCGACGUGUCAGAGUACAUUUCGACCAGUCGACAAGCUCCGCCCAAUUGUCCGAUGUCCCACCAUUAAGUACAACAGCCGCGUCAGAGCUGGCCGUGGUUUCUCCCUCCAAGAGUUGAAGGAGGCUGGUAUCCCACGCAAGCUUGCUCCAACCAUCGGCAUCACCGUUGACCACCGCCGUGGCAAUGUCUCCGCUGAAUCCCUCUCCGUCAACGUCGCCCGUCUAAAGGCUUACAAGGCCCGUUUGAUCCUCUUCCCCCGCAAGAGCGGUCAGUUCAAGAAGCUCGACUCCUCUGCCGAAGAGAUCAAGGCCGCCAAGGAGGGUCUCGUUAAGAGCAUCAACUCCGUUCUCCCCGUCACCAAUCCUGCUCGUGAGAACGCCGUUUCUGAGAUCAAGAAGUCCGAUCUACCAAGCGGAGAAGAGAACGCAUACCGCAGAAUGAGAAUUGCCCGAAGUGACGCCAGACUUGUUGGUGUCAGAGCGAAGCGCGCAAAGGCCAAGGCUGAGGAGGCCGCUGCUGCAAAGAAAUAA